AUGACUUCAUCAGCGUCGUCCAAAAACGUGGAAGAAGAUGUUUUGGAAGAAGAAAGUGAUGGAGCUCUCGAAGAAGUGAACAGCCACAUCAAAUCAGUUUUUGAAAUUCUCAAAAGCGAGACAAUCAAAGUUCGCAAGGAAAUGAAGGCUUUCGAUACAAUGGCAAAAAAGCUUAAGCACGUUCAUUUUUCUAAAACGUUGAAGCUUAAUGUUGGCGGCCAGUUAUUCUCUACCAGUUUGGAAACUAUGAGGAAAGAUCCAGGUAAAUCAGCUCCAUGCAUGUCUUGCAUGCGUGCACCAUUUUUGAAGUCAAUAACUUUUUUGAAUAACCCCUUCGAAAUGUGGUUAAUUUUUAGGAAUAUACAUUUUCGAAGAGGCUGCUGGAAUGUGUCUUUUUUAUGUGUGUUUCCUCUGCGAAAAGCGCAGGCGGUGUGUUUUCUCAGUUCGCCUAAUAAAGAACCGAAACUAGACAGGAUAUGUUAGUUACCGCAAAAUUUUGAUUUUCUUUGUUAGGUUCGAUGUUGCACGCCAUGUUUUCAGGCCGAUUUGAUUCAAAGCCUGCUGAAGAUGGUUCGUACUUCAUUGAUCGCGAUGGAACUCACUUCCGGUAUAUUCUGAACUACCUUCGAACAGGGCAGCUUGUUGUUCCAGAAGACAAGAUAGUUCGCAGGGAGUUGUUAACUGAAGCUGAGUUCUAUCAAGUCCAAGGAAUUAUCGAUGAGCUUAAGGCCUAUCCCUUUCAAGAUUCGAGCAUUUUGUCCACGGAACAGCGUCAAACCCUGACUAAAUGGUUGGAAAAAAAGCUGACAAGUGCCAGUUGCACUUAUACGCUGAUAUAUCGCGGUUCACGUGAUGGUUGGGGAGCCUCUAACUUUCAUUCUCGCUGUGAUCGCAAAGGACCAACGGUGACUGUUGUCAGAAGUUCGAAUGGUUACAUAUUCGGAGGCUACACAGAACAACAUUGGGAAGGUAAGUUUCCUUAAACUUUCGUGAGGUAAUAUGGGAAAUCAUUGCUUUGGAUGAAUUGGCUUCAAGGUUUCUAAAAAUCAUAUAAUGUCUACCUCAACCCUGCUAAGACCAGAUUUUUGUUUUGUUUUGUUUUUUUCUUUUUUGCUUCCCUUGACCGAGGUUGGGUUAUGAUAUGGUUUAAAAUAAGUAAUUUGACGUCAUUUUGACGUUAUCGGUAUAAUAUUGAAUUUACUGACGGUACCCAAUUCAUCAUUUUCCCCGAACUCCCCACUCCCACUCCCUCCCUUCAUAAGCAUUUGUAAAGCGAGUAACGGGUCCGAUACAAUCUUAAGGUUGGCCAUCAGAUUGAUAAUCUUGAACAGUAACGUCAUGACUACAUUACUGUUAAUGCUAGUUUCAAUGCUUUUAUUAAUUCGCUCAGUCAACCAAAAUGUGACUCUGUGUUGAAGAAGCAUCUCUAAAGCCGGGGGAGUACUCCUGGGAAUUCUUGGUGGGCGUGUGCCACCCAGUUCUCCAAGUCCUGACCCUAUUUCAGACCAAACAAUGUCAUUUUCAACACCCGUUUUCAGACCAGACCGCUAAACUCCACACCCGUUUUCAGACCUGGCCUUCUAGGCAGAAAUUAUGUCAUCAUUACUUAGAUUAGAGCGCAAACAGAAAAAUUCUUCAAAUGCCUCUCGAAUUCGCAUAUUUCUAUUUCGUUCUUAUUCAUUUGGAAUCGAAAGGAUAACAAGGUUCGUAAACUCCAGUAGUUCCCUUGAAAACCAUACCCGACUCUAGACCAAAAUGGGCAAAGUCUAUAUACCUGCGAUUUCGGACCAAGAAGGCCCAAAAACCCUACCCUUUGGGCGGCACGUACCGAUAUGGCUUAUAUAAGGGAGUACCCCCGCGCUCUAAGGCCACCUAUUGUGACUACACUCUCUCUUCUUUAAAUAGCAACCUCGUCUGGUAUUCACAAGAAAGAUCCAAACUCCUUCCUGUUCAGCCUUGUCAAUCCAAAUGGCUUAAAGCCCACCAAGAUGGCUCUGAUACCAGGGAAAGAGGAAUAUGCCAUUUACUGUAGUAGUGGCAACCUUCCGAUUUUUGGCAGCAGCAACAGUGGGUACUUUGACCUUUCACUUGGUAGUUCACCCAAUUCGUCGAAUAGUUGUUCGUCAUACCUUAACAACUCGUACCGCUGCCCAGAAGGUCAAGGUUAUAAUACUUUUCUUGCUGGUAAUUAUGUUUUUUAAGUAAGCGAAAUCGAAGUUUUCGCCUUUGAAAAGUAGAUUAGGGAGACAACUGAUCUGAAAAGCAAUUUGACAUGAUAAGUUUAGUUUUUAAUUGUGGCUUUCUUCCGAUAAAAUGUUAAAAACGGUAAAGCAUUUAAACGAGAAUAAAGCUUGCUUAAAAACGGAAGGUUCAGUGUCAUUUUAACGCGUUUUACAGGACAACUAGCUUACUGAAUCAAACGGCUGACCACGUACACAAGUUCUUAAAACAUGGCUAUAAAUACUCAUCAUUUAUAGAUUCUUUUUUCAGCCUUUGGUCUGUUAAUGGGACAAUGAAAGUAUCUGAAAGAGAAAAGGCUCAGUUCCAAAAACACUUUUAGGGGCUAGCUACGACUGAUGGAGUGAUAUUUUAAAUUGAAAACGUUUAACUGGAUACCCUUAGUAAAACGAUCUAAAAUGAUUAUUUCUUUGAUAUUGAUUUCCUCUUUCAGCUUGUCAACACGAAAAAAGCGUCCAAUUUAUGGUUUCUGUGGAAGUGUUAUAUACCGAUGUAUAUAAUACCUGACGUAGCCAAGAAAUUUAGUUCGUUUUGUUUGUUGUUGUUUGUUUGUUUUAUUUUAAGGGGAUUGGGGAGACUAACAGCUUGUUUUUAACUUUUUAAUUACAAAUAUUCAAAGCUUGGGUUGCCUGAAAAAUUAAACCCCACCCCUUUUAUUCCGCGUCCACAUUUAGCAGUGAUACUUAAGAUUCAGACUUGUUUCCAGCGCUUUACCCUUAGAAAAUGGGAAGGGAAAGGGUAGGUUGACCGCUGAAAAUCGCUCUGCCUGCCUGUCGCCUUCACAUUACUAAAAAAGGCCGAAGACGAAGACGGAGACAAAGUUUAGAUGUUGUUUAACAAUACCACAUAUAAGUCAGUGAGUCGAGUAUUAUCGUAUUGGCUCAAUACUGUCUGACUGUGACUGUGACUCUGUCUGACUGUGCGCAUAGUCAUGUAGGCAUACUUACUUGUGACCAGGGAAAAAAAGACUUCGUCACUUCGUGAUCACUUCGUCGCGGUGGUCCAGUGAUACUUCGUAAAUUCGACAAGCACAAAUAAAGGAACAAGCACUAUCAUGAUCGUCCAAGAAAGGAUUGCAAACUGAUUUAAGGAAAUGUUAUAUUUUCUAUUCAAGUUUGUUAAAUGUAACUUUCAUUCACAAUAUUUGAUUCAAAGCUCUAAGUCGAUACAUUGCAGUAAAUAUGGCCUGAUUUACGCACGUUUUCACUUGUUUAUUGAGACUGGUAAUAGUUACGUCCUUUAACGUUUCUCGGAAUGUGUAACAUAACAUCCACUCGUCAUUUAUUAAGUCCUUGAUUCAGUGAAUUUAUUAUAUGGCUACAAUAGGACGCGCGCUCUAAUUGGCGGCUAUUACUAGCUAGGUGUCCAAGGCAAUCAAUCAAAAAGGCUAUCCGCUGACCAGUGUCAUAUGACUGUAUCACGGCCUGGGGGCUAAAUAGGCCAUAUAAUAAAUAACUUAUUGACCUCGCCCGUUCCGUCAUUGGACCUUAGCCUUGAUCUGUUGACCUCGCUAUCGCUUGUACAUUACGACUCCUUGUACUGAGAAAGUUUCACGUUGUAGCCCUAUCACAUCAACGGCCGGGCAAAGAAAUGUACAGAAAACUGUGCUGCGCGAGCAAAGUUAUUAUUUGGCUAAUAAGAAAUAUUGUUUUUGUCAGGGGGUGUUUUUUUUUUUGCUAAUUUGUUUGUUUGAUUUUUUUAAUUGCCGUCGCUCGUUAGUAUAGUAACGCUCAGAGCUUCGCUUUUAGCCCUGGCUAAAUCUAUAUAUUACAAUUGUGAAAUUUGGACUAAAACAAUGAUAUACUGCCAAGUAUAUUAUUUUGAACAUAAACUGUUUGCUAAAGCCUCCUGGACCGUAUCUGAAACCUCAGUGAAACACUGGCUUAAUUUUCAGAAAAAAAUUUACUCUUUAAGGAACGGACGUUAAUAUUAAUUCCGUUAAUUCGCCUAAAUUACUUUCCGGGAAUCAAAACUGCUGCUCAAUGCAAAGAAAAAUGAAAAUCGCACAUUGUUGAUUAACCAAUAGCCGCACAAAAGGUGAAAGACUCCAACCAAUAAAAACAAAAAGAGCGGUAUAUGUAGUAUAAUGUUUCUUGUACGAGGGUACUUUCGCUUUCCAGUGUGUUGUUCCGGUUUCCGCAGUCGAUUAUUAAAAGCCAGCUUAAGAGUCGUUUUCUGUUUAGCAAGAGGAACAGAAUGUCGUCUUCAUCUCAAGACCCUGAUGAAGAAACAGCUUCGAGCAGUGAAGCGCUUGGUGAAGUAAACAGACACAUCAAGAAAGUGUUUGAGAUUCUUGAGAGUGAAAAAGUAAAGCUUAGCAAGGAAAUGGAAGCUUUUGAUGCGGUGGCCAAGAAGCUGAAAAGCGUUCAUUUCUCCAAAAUGCUGAAACUGAAUGUCGGCGGUAAAGUAUUUGAUACCAGUUUGGAAACUAUGAAGAGUGAUCCAGGUAUGUAUUUGUUCAUUGCGUCGAUCAUUAAAAGAUUAACCAUGAAAAUCAGGUGCCAAUUAACUGCAAGGCGUCUGAUUUCAAUUGUAUUCAGUGUAAAAUAUAGAUUUUCGCUUUGAUUCCCUAACCGAAGUGUUUGUUCGUUUAUACUCGAUAACAGGUUCAAUGUUGUACGCCAUGUUUUCCGGACGAUUUGACUCCAAACCCGCUGAAGACGGUUCCUACUUCAUUGAUCGCGAUGGAACUCACUUCCGUCUUAUCCUGAACUACCUUCGCUCGGGGCAGCUUGUUCUUCCCGAAGAUAAGAUUCUUCGAAGAGAGUUGUUAACUGAAGCUGAGUUUUAUCAGAUUAAAGGGAUUAUUGAUGAAAUGAAGGUCUCCCCCUUUGAAAAUUCCUCCAUCCUGUCUGUAGAGCAUCGCCAAAUCUUGGCCAGCUGGUUGAAAGGCACCCUGACAAGCGCUUGUCACACCUACUCCCUGAUAUAUCGAGCCUCUCGUGAUGGCUGGGCUGCAUCCAACUUUCACUCUUGCUGCGACCGCAAAGGACCAACUGUUACCGUUAUUAAGUGUGGGAACUACAUAUUUGGAGGCUACACAGAGCAAUAUUGGGAAGGCAAGUUAUUUUUGGAAAAUAUUUUUCUUUUUUAUGAAGUUAUUUAGCAUUGUCUAAGUACCCAUUCGAUAUCUAUACCCAAGUGAUUUCUCGGAAUAAUCAGUAUCAGUUCUAAGUGGAUUUAUUGUUAUGAGACGCUCUAAAACACAGACAUUCGGGUUAAACCUUAAGAAUUCUCCUUGGUUUACGGGACAGUUAGGAAAGCGUUGUGCGUGCCUUGAUGGGCGCAAUAUACAAUAACGUUAGUUUUCGUUUCUAACGGAGAGACACGAAAGCGAUUCAUUCGACCAAAAAUAUUGACAUUUUUAAAAUUUGCCUGUUGAAAUUCGAUACGCAUGCUGCACCACGAAACACGAAAAUUGGAAAAUUCCGUGGUUAACUUAAGGCCGUAUGGAAGGCGAAGAAAAUUCCCGGUCCUCCUUGAAAUUUGAAACCAAAUAGUUGGUAUGUUGCUGUUGAAGGGACCUUUGGAUCGCUUUGGAUCAAGUUCUUAAAGAGAGUGGGGGUAAUGAUCUCGUAGUUAUUCAGGUGCCAACAAUCCAUCUUCAUUCUAACUGCUACACCUGUCCACUCGAAGUUAUUUCUAAAAGUGUAACUAUAUCAUAAGUACUCUAACUGUGAACAGUAAUUUUCUCGAAAAUUUCAUGUCUAAUACUGUUGCAUACAAUGUUUUCGUCAGCUCUUUCAAGUGGAACGUAUAAAAAAGCUCCAGCCUCCUUCCUGUUCAGUCUCGUCAAUCCGAAUGGCCUUGAACCUUCAAUGAUGUCUUUGAUACAAGGAAAAGAGGGUUCGGCCAUCCAUUGCUACAGUAGCUAUGGCCCUACAUUUGGGGAUGGUCCAGACCUCAGAAUUGUCAACGCCCCAAAUUCAAACAGCUGCAGUGCAAGUCUCAAUAACACAUACCAGCUACCGACAGGACAGAAUGCUGGCACCUUCUUGACAGGAAAUUCGAGUUUUACCUUAAGUGAAAUGGAGGUCUUUAGGUUUGAAAACAUCUACGCUUAGUGUAGCUAAUGAUAUUUCGUUUCCUCUGGUAGUAGUACAGUAACAAUUUCUUCCAAAAAUUAGCACUUAUUAUUGCCCUUCAGUAGAAACUCGAGUCAAAUGAAUAGUCUUUGGUAACAAAAUAAUUAGUAAUAUAUAGAAAAGAAUAAGAACCAUAAAAAAAGAGGAAAAAUGAGGAACUUACUCUAUGGUGAAUCAAAGAGUUACAUUCAGGGGCACCCAAUGGAUCUGUUCCUCAAAAUAUCUGUUCUUCAUGCAAAUUUUUGCUGGCUGGGAGAUGUGGAAGAAAUAAUAGUCCUUGGAAGGAAAGUGUUGCUGGGAAAAAGAUAAUUCAGGGUGUCAGAGGGGAUUUGAAGUCUAGAAUAGCUGCUACGGGUUACUUGUAUGGGUUGCUUACCACUCAAGAUCUGAGUUGUGCCGUAUGAAACUUCCCAGUAUGUCAGGUUGCAGGUUGUAAGGUUGUUGGCUGGGAACUCUUCCAUCAGUCUUGCUGGGAGUGAGGAACAGAUAAUUUUUUUCCAGCAAUCUCCCAAAAUGCUUAAAAUAGUUUCAGAAAACUUUAUUCACGCUUUGUUGUUGUUUUUAGGUCUUUUUCUCAAAAUUUCCCGUUGGGUGCCCCUGUACAUUAUAUAGCUUAGUAAACUAGCAGGAAUGUUUUUUCAAGUCAACCUUCCUUGCAAUCUUGAAUCACUCGCUCACUUUCUAAUUAUUGGGCUUUAUUUUUUUUGCUAAGAAAAUCGGGCAAAACAAGCAGGAGGGUGUUAACAUACUAAACGUAAUAAUUGCAUUUAUUAUAUGGAGGAGAGUGUUUUACUGGCAACUAAACCACUCGUAGAUUCCAUACGCCACUUCAUCCGGGACCCGAGUGGCGUAUUUUCCGUAUGUCACCUUUGUGAGUGUCGUAUCGUUCAAUGACGUCACGAUUCCCGCCUUUUGCUUUUGUUGAAUUGGUUUCUCCAUAUAAUAAAAAGAACAUUACACGUUAGCUCGAAGAUAUGAAUUUUAUGUUCGAGUGGCAAGAACAAUAUCUCACUCGUUCGCUUCGCUCACUCGUGAGAUAUUGUUCUUGCCACUCGAACAUAAAAUUCAUAUCUUCUCGCCACCGUGUAAUAUCCUCUAUUUAUAUUUCCUUGAUGAACUAGUUAUAAUUAUGGCGGUUUUACAGCACCCCUUGCAGAAGCGCAGAUUUGAUCGUGUCGUUCUUCUCUUCUGGGCGCACUCGUUGGGUAGGGAAAGUUGAUCUACAACCUACCAAAGCACAAGGCCAGGUUGAAAGAUUCUUUAUCCUUGCGUAAGUUAAGUGUCAAAGUUGACUAUGAUCCUUAAAACCGAUGACGUCACAAGUGAGAUGUGGAUCGAACGGGCGGUUAUGGGCAUUUCAAGAUGGGUGAACAACCUUAGUUUCAUUGCCUAAACCCUAAGAAGGGUGCCUGCAGCCCAUUAACUUCUUCUAUAUGGUGCCGCCUUAUGGAUUCUCUACCACAGUAAGAUCUUAUACAAUUUAACUUCUGGAAUUUUUCAAAAACAAGCUGAAAGAUUACUUUCCUUCUUUCGGCUCCCACGGGGCAUAUAUCGCAGACACCAGCUGAUUAUUAGUUCAUCUUCUUUGCAUUUAUUUUAGUUGAUAAUUGUAGCUUAAAGAAAUUCAUCUUUUAUAAUUAUAUAGUAAACUGAUGAUUUUCCGUGAUGAAUAAAUGAUUAAAUUAAUACAGUUUGGACUAUGCCCUUUUCCGUUCGAACAUGGUCCUCGGAAGGAAGGGGCAAGGGGGACCUUACCCCAACCCCACCCCAUUUUUGGCAAAGUAAAGAAAUAACAAUUUCUUUAAGUUCUUCACUAAAAAAGUUUUUUUUUUACUUUAGACUAAGGAUCUAGUUUUCACUCCCGUCCAAAACAGAGAAUAAUAGAGUCAGAGUAAGGAUUGUACGUGAAGGUGCAAAAUUUAUUGUAAAUGACGCUGUAGAAGUGUCUUUUUCGUGCUAUCUGUAAACUGUCCGUACACUUCAUGCCGCCACUUCAUGCUUUUUGCGUGAGUGUGAGUUACCAAAUACAUAAAGAGGAGGCAAUUAAAGUAUUUAUUACUUGCACCCUGUGGAACCGCCUCAUAAGGACUGGGAAAUGCAGGUAAAAUCGCCGCUUUAAGUCGGACAAGAGCACAAAAAGGUCCAUGUAACAGGCAUUAACGAAACAAUUUUUCUUUGGAAUGAGUGAGAACGGGGGCUCUUUUUCCUCGAUAUGAACUCGCGUACGAACUAUAAGUUGCCUCUGUUCGGAGGGUCAUUGGCUGGAUAACAGAUCUUGCUAUGAAACAAAAUGUAAGGAGUCUGUACUGAUCCCAGCACCGAUGGAAUUUAUCGACUUUUGAAAACGCUGCAAUAAAUUACUUAGUUAAGCUACGGAAAGUACGAGCCGAAGAAAGAGCAAUUAUUUUUUCUUUGAUUUCUUUGUUUUUUCUUCUUGUAACAGUUUUCGUUCAAGAAGGACGUAUACGUAAUGAUCAAGUUUUAUCUGUAUCAUGCAGCCCUUAAUUUUAUCCCGCAGAUUUGUGAAUCAAAAGGAUUUUCAUGAUGUUGUAGACAUCGGAAGAUCAAGUUUAUUAGCCCCACGUCAUCCUUCGUAGUUUAGCUUAUGAACAAGAAAAGCCGGAAGAGAGAGACAGAAAUUUCAGGCUGUUCUUGAAAAGUGGAAAGCACCACUGCAUUCAGUAUCAAUUCGUUUUUUGCUAGAAACAUCGUAGUAUUCUUAUAAUAGCUAUACCUAUUUGCAUGACGAGCCAAAAGAACGUAACGUCUGCGUUGAAGGCUACGUUUGACCGGGAUUAGAAAAGCCCUCGUAUACCCCCCUCCCCCCCCCCCCCCCCCCCCUCCCGUCGCUUCUUGAAUCCAGCCCCCCACGCACGCACACACACACACACACCCAUACUUGCAAAACUGCUGGGCAGGCCCUAUAACUGGCUAGUAUCAAUAACCAGGUGCAAUAUGUUUUGUUUAACCAAGACCUCAUAGACUUGAUUACGUAUAUUGGUAUAGUUAAAUAUUCAAUUAAUUUUGCUUAUUAAAUCGAGGAUUACGAAGCGGCAUUUUAACAGCUUUGCGCGUACCUGCGAGUAAACAUUUGCCCGGAGCUGAGACAAGUCGGCUGCGUUUUAAACGCAUAAUCCACGGCGGCACUCACAAGUCCGAUAUCAAGUUUAUUAGUACGUAAUAUGUUAUCAUAUUAUUUGUGCGAAUUACAUAAAUGAUCAUUAUUUUUGCAAAUGGACCCGAACCAAAGUCUAGUAAUCUCCUUCAACCAUGUUAUUUUGCGACCAACGACAACAUUGUGGAGCUAGCGUUUUACCUUCUCAAACAUAAUUUUACCCUGUUUACCAGUCGUUAAUAAUGCGAUUAGCUGAAAGCCUGGGCCGAGACUUGGCGUGAGAAAAAGCAGUCGGUAUUAAAUCGAGUUUUAAGUGGAUUUAUAUGAUUGAUAUCCUACAGUCUCAAAUCAGUACUCAAACUCACGAAUUAACUUCAGGCUGUCUUAUAAGUCUCCUAGUUUGUGAAGAACCUUUUACACCCACACGAUUUGUUUGGAACACCAACAUGGCGGCCACCGUUUCAAUGUUUCUGGCGGGUGUGACGUCGGGUAAGAACCCCCUAUAUGCUUUACACUCACGUUUAGUUAAAUGUUUAGUUAAAUUUAAAGACACCUGAUGAUAAUUAUGAAAAAUUGAUUUGCAUGACCCAAAGGUGGUCUUCGGGUUUCAUUGUGGCCGCUGCCUCUUUUAAGUCCCCCCCACUCCACCCUCCUCCCCCGUUCCUCACCCAUUUAUAGGCCCGUCUAGCCGUGAACGCAAAAAAAUUAAUGCACUCGAUUUGAAGCUUAAUAAAAACCCAGUAAAUGCAAAAUGUAUUUUGAUCACCACUGCUGUAGCUUGUUUCAAAGGGAACACUCGUUAUCGCUGCUGUCCUUGAAGGCUGUCUAGCAGCAUUUGAGCGAUUUUCUUUGACGUAAUAAAAUUACAAAUGCAAUGAUUUUCCCUUUCUAACCAGUAGUAGUGAUUUGUAAUUGAUAUGAUAGCAAUAAUAAUAAUAAUAAUCAUAAUAAUAAUGGUGAUGAUGAUGGUAAUAAUAAUAACACAAUACAUGGCAUACAUUAUAUCUAUUAUCGAGGGCAGGGAAUGUGGGUCGACUAGCCUUUAUCGGGGUAGUUACUAGAAGCGUUAACUUUAUAAUUAUGAUACGGUUGUCGGUGUUGGAUUAACCAAGUGUGAGAUUGACAUGCCUGGAUAUUGGCCAAGUUCCUUUUUGGAGUUUUGUGAGACGAAGUCGAGGUCAGUAAAAAUGAAAAAAAAGAACAAAGUAAAUAUCCAGCCACAGUUACCGAACAAUCCUCGUUAAUAAAGGAUUUAUUAAAUGGCCAAAAAGAGAACUUUUUCUUUGCGGGACCAACACGGGUAUAUCCCAAGCGGGAAAGAUGGGCUCAUCUUGACAACUCGUGUAGCCAAUCAGAACGCAGGAUUUGCUUUAUCUUGUCCGCUUGCGGAUUCAGCCAUAUAAUAACCUCCUUUAAUCCUUUCUUGGCAAUAAGGACUAAUUAACCGCAAUGAGGCAAGGUACAGGAGAGAAUUUCAAGUUUUACUUGUGUCUGGUCAUGGAACAUUUAAUGUCAAAGCAGCCACGCAAACUGUGAACUUGCAUAAUGAUCGAUUUCGUCUGCGUAUUGUGUAGGACAUUUUUAAACAGUAGCUCACAGGCGCUAAUACAAAUAUGUAUCUCAGCUUAUCUCCAUUUAAACCGGAACUGAGUCAUCUCACACACCGUGUGCGACGCAAUUAAAAGGGAGGGGGAUCUCCUUCGCAUAAAUUCCUCUCUCGAAAACUAAUUAUAGCCUCUCAUUAGAAAAGUAUUUAUCAGCACUCCAAAUACUGAUUGAUAAUCUAAGAUCUGGGAUCGCUUGAAAAUAGCUAUGUCGAAUUAUUAAGUACCAAGUAUGUUACUUUCCUUGUUCGAUUAUCAGAAUUGGUCUUAUUUGUGUUCUUCUUGUUAUGACAUGCCGAGACACUUGGACCUCAAAACUGGUGACAAAUGGCCGACGGGUUGAGGCCGAGUAUAACUUUUAACCGUCAUCUCCUGGAGAAAAAGGUAUUUCAUGCAUAAGCCGAGUUUUCCCAAAUGCAUUGCGGUUGACUUUUUAAGCGCCGACAAGUUGCUUUUUAAACUUCUAAAUACCACUGGCGCCAGUGCUUCGAGAUAGGUGCAAAAAAGCCGAUAACAAAUGCUAUACAACACUAAAUAAUAUGAAAAAACUUUACGUUUCUCUGUACCGACCAGUUUAGUUGUCCGAGCGUUUGAUGACUAAAAGACUCUCAGGUACGUAUUGUUUCUACUAAGGUGCUUAUUUUUCAAGGGUAAUAUCUAUUUUUAUUAAGGAGCAGUGAGAAAAGAAAAAGCCGUGAUUUCCUUAGCUAGCUAAUGGAGUCAUAUGCGACCACACCUAAAUAUCAACCGGUGCCUCUUGGAGAAUUCCUCCUUCUGAAUUCUCCUUUUGUUUUAACCUUCACUAACUAUUAUUUACAAAACCGGAAAAAACACGAACAUUUAGUUCGUCUCAUUAUUACAUUUAAAUGACCUUUUAUGCACAUAGGCAUAAUUUCCAUAUUUAUUUACCACGUAUUUUCAAGUACGAAGUUGAGCCGGCGCCAGAUGAGGGCCGUAGGGACAUCAAACCCGUGUUGGUAUGUCAGCAGUACAAAGUUUUCCCCUUCCUUUCCCGCCGUGAGAGACAUAUGAAUGAAAAUUCUCAGAACAUGAAGAAUUCGACAGAAUUCUUAUAACUAUUACGUCUGAUCCCUUACGUAUAGUCCGAGGUCUGUUAUGCGCUUAAAAGACUCUUUGGUGCAUAAUUUGGACUUAAUACCAGUCUCAUAAAGAGUUUCCCGGCAAUAAUGUUGGAGUAAAGAUGUUCUGAACAUGCCGCCAGUUUUUCACCAACAGUCAUUUCAUCUGAUUUAGCUAAAUGAAACCAUUUUUUUAAUGAAAAAAUGUAAAGAGACUAUGAACUCUCCUGUCCUUUUGAAAUCAUUUAGAGAUGUAAACGGACUUGUGUUGUCAAUUUCGAGAAUAAUAAGUAACAAUCGUCAAUAAUUACUCUUGAACGCCUUUUUCCCUUAAAUGUUUGUUUUGUUGAAAUCGUUGGCUUUCGGUUCUUUUUCAUGCAAAAAUUGGACACAAUGUUGUAAAUUAGAAAAACAAACCUACGAUAGAAAGUAAUACCUCAAGGACCUGGUAACAAAAGGACGCAAAGUGAUUUUCAAUCAGCCAUGGCGGAUCUUUUUAAAGGCGAUAUAGCAGAUGUUAUCAAUUGGCAAUAUAUGCGUUUAUCAGUAGUUAUUUCAUAUGGGGCUGAAAUCAAGCAAGCGUCUUAAAGUUAACUCAAAUAGAAUGCCGUUUUAGACUCGCCUACUUGGUUUACAGUCUUUUGUUGACUUAGAUUCAAGGCUUUCAGCCGAAGACGUAGCUGGGUUUUUUUAUACCAAGCGACUUAUGGUGGUUGACUUUCCAGCGAAAUUGGUCAAUAACAAUAUUUAUCCUAUUAGUCAGAAUAACCGGAAAAAUUAUUUCAACUCUAAUUAGCGUCGGCUAGGUAACCUUAAACCUAGUUGACUUUGGUGAAUAAUAAAAAAGAAAUACUCCGUAUUUUUACAUGCCAAACGCACGGUAGAAGCUUUUAAACAAAUGGGGAAAAGCGGAAAGAUUUAAGGUAAGCAUUUGAGCUCAGUGAGGUUUUGAAGAUAUUAACAACUUUUCGUACUGACCUCCUACCGCUCAUCAGUAUUCUGAACUUUUCUCAUUAUUAGAAGUAUCACCAUUUCUAUUAUUAUUGUUGUUAAAUAUCAUCAUCAUAACUAACAAUCAUUUGUUAAGAUCCGACUUUACCACAUUGUACGUGAAAAUCUCAUCAAGUUUACAACAAUCACUGCCAGCCAUGAAAUAUAUCCUUAUACCUUAAUUAAUGAGUACGGUGCCCUUCGACAUUACUAAUAUUUAAAAUAGUUGCAGUUCAGAGAUUCAAAUUUGUUAAAUAUUCAUGUUUUUGACACUUAAAGACAAGUUACGUAAAGAAGAAUUGAUUUUAAUUAUCCGAAAAGCACUUGGUUGAUGUCAUUCUCAGCUUAUAUACCUAUAACUUACAUUAGCAAGGCUGUUGAACGCAUUUAGUCCAUGGAAGCCAUAAACAGGUCAAUUUCGGGUCUUCAGAAGAGGUGAGUUAUUUUAAAAUGUUGCUACCCGCCUCAGAGGGAAUUUCAUGAGUGAGAAAAACUGUCAAGUGAUCGUAAAUUCGUAUUUUUUUUUUCUUUAUUACCAAAUGAAAUCACUAAUUUCAACGGCAGCGAUUGAAAAACAAAACAGCAGUUGGCAGAAAAAAGACAAAAAAAACUUAGUCGGCCAGAAUAUAGCUAAACGAGAUGUAAUUUUCAUCGUCAACAAACUGGUUCGUCGGAACUGAGCGUAUUGUUUUUCGUAUCCAUAACAUUCACGUUGCUGGUCUUAAACUAACCACCAAAAAAAGACCGUGUUUGGCGCUUUAUUAAUCCAGUCAUAAAUUAAGACGACCGCAAUUUGGCAAACAGUGCCGUUAGACUGGACUUGCUUAGCUUUGAGUCCCUUCGUAACACAGAGCCACAAAGCACUCGACUCGGUGACAUCGUCUUUUUCUUACGCCCGUUUCCUAGUUUCUAAUUGACCCGUUGCAGACCGACGUGGUCGCCCAGACAAAACACUAACAUUUAACAAUGCAGGCUUCCCGAUCUCUUAGUGUUACUUAUUGAAGGCAGCUGAAACCAUUCGAUUCGAAAGUUUGAUUAUUAAUGAGAUUCUUCUUGAAAGAGCUUAAGUUUGCUUUAGAAACGGACUCAAUUCGUUUUUAAAAUCGAACUCAAACAAGACUGUAUUGAACGCCCGCCCCGAGGAACUGACAAAACAAUAGCCGCAUCUAAAAGUUUUUGCCCGCUUUGAGGAACAUUUGCAUAAUGUUUGGACUUCUUGUUUGAUCGUGCUGAAGGGAAGGAAAUUCUGUAGCGAGUUUAAAGAGCAGGAAAAUUAUCAGUGUCAAUGGAUUGAUUGAGAACUGCCGGUCUUUGGAAAGUUCAUCUAAAUUUACGUGUACCCUUAAAUUUGAAGUGUGUCAUCAACAGGAAUUAAUUUAAGGCAGCAAAGGGGAUAAAUGCGCGAAAAAUUAAAAAUUGGUAUGAAAAGUGACAGGAAAGAUAUGAUGGAUUUCGAUGAUUUUUUUUUUAGGAAAAAGGAAAAUAAACUUACCGGCAGGAACGAUUAAAGGCCCGCUGGAGACCUGCUAAAAAUGCUUUGUCCUAAUGAGUUGCACAAAUGUCUUGACGCUGCAGUCUUACAAAAAGCCCAUCGACUUUAGCCGCGAAGCAUUUCCAUUCUUUAGUGAUUUUCCAUGCAUGCAUUAUUGACGAUUUGAAAUCCCUUUUCAAGCUGAGCAAUUAGUUUCUACAUCAAUAGGAGAAGACAUGCCGGAAAGUGGAGAUGGUAAUUAUAAUAACAGAUUUGCUCGGCUAUCCUCUGUACUGUCGUAUUUUUUUGCAGUAAAUACCCAGCGCGCUAGACGAAAUUUGAAAUAUGCAGGCAUUUUCAAGAAGAUCUUAAGCUUGUAUGUUUACGGCAGAUGAUGAACGGUAGGAGAGUUAUUACUUUAAAAAAUCAUGUUUAUCUAAUGCUCUUCUGUUGUUUCCUUUUCGACCACACGAAUAUCUUUUAAAGUUUAAUUCUAAAAAUCAGUUUCAAGAGAUAUCUACUGACUUGUAUGGCCAGCGUGGAUAACUACGUCUCAACUGCACACUGCUGAUACCACUUAUAUAUUAUUGUCCUAAUUGUCGACGUAAAUUUACUCUUGAGGAAAUAUGCUGCUUCAAAAUCCUGAAAAUUUUUGAAUAUUGACCAAUUAUGAUAUCAAGGAUGAGAUUACGCUUGUUGCGGCCUGCUGUAAGAACCAACGUACUAGUUGAAGGAAAUAACACUCUCGUCACAUCAGUUUCACAUCCUUAAGUUAAUUGCUAGACUUACGAAAGUAGUUCUCCAGUGAAGCAUUGAAAAAACAAAAUUAUCUUGACGCAGUGGGGGAGGAAGGGUAGGAAACUAGAGUACUAGAAGGCAGUCACGUGGAAUAUGAAAGGAACCUUUUUAUCUUAAUUAUAUUUUUUGUUUUCCUUUGUGUUCUUGUGACAUGGAGGAGAUACAGUAGCCAUGAUUACUAGUUUUCUCUUGUCAUCACAGCUAGCGAUAAAUAACAAGAGUCAAAUUUUCCCCUUAAUUAUGAAAGAAAAAUUCGCUAUGAAAGAGUAUUUCAGCUCCCUUUGAAUAAUGCUGUACCAUGCUUUCCACUUUUCCUGCAUUGAGAUCGAUGCCCAUGUAUAAUAAAUGCUUUGAAAAUUUACUUGUUUCAUAUUUAAAUUAACAUCAUGUGAAGGGAGGAGGGGGCACUUUUAUAGCAACAAGACGUAAUCGAUGUUUGUCCGGCCAAAGAUGGGAUAUGUCCGAGCAAAAAUAGGUUUGAUCGGACAAUUUGACCGGCUCCAGCCGGGAAAUUAUUUGCAGCCCUGCUGUCGAGUUUUAUCUAUUCAUUUACUUACGUAUUUGCUGAUACAUUUGCUUACAGCAGUAGUACUCAAUAGUAUAUGAGUGUUAACUUUAAGACGAUCGCAAAUUGUAGCCGCAGGUGGACCUUUUCCACCUCGUAUAUUCAGUAGACAAACCAAACUAAUGUGUGAAUGAGAAUUGGUGAAUUCAGUUUGCAAGCGAUACGCAGUAGAUGCCGAGAUCACCGUUCAAGCACUAUCAAGCCAACUCUUGCAAUAAUCAUUGGAAUGUUCCUCUUUGAUAUCGGUAUAGUCAUCAUUAGUCAUUAUUGUAGUGAUCGCAAUAAGUUUGAAAUUUAUCAAAACUAUAUCUCACUUUUAUUUUUCUUGUGUAUUUAGAGUGCACUGGAUGACGAAGACAAAGAGGAGCAGAGUAACCUCUUCGACCCCGAAGGUCUACUGUUCUUUCCGAUGCUGUAUACUUGUGUGGGAAUAACGGCCGUCUUUAUUGUUGGUGGAGUGUUGUGGGACCUUCUUCACAAGUGCAGUCUUAUCAAGAAUAAAGGUUUGAAUUCAGCCCGACAGAUUUUGUUAGCCAUCCAAACUUCCAUUACCCUACGAGCAUAGCCUUCUGUCGUCCUGAGGGGGAGGAGAAAGGGACGCUCUCAUAAUUAGCAUUAGUAUUUACCAAAUCAGUGAAUAGCAAUUUUAGCGCGUUUUGAUUGGUUCCCGUAACUCGGAAUAUCCUUGGCUAUUCACUGUUUUGCGACCAGAGCCAAUAUGGCGUCUCGUUUUAAGACAUUUUGGUAAGACGGAAUUUGAGCGAUAAAUGAAGCAGUCGUACAAAGAAAUACCAGUGACGAACGUUGGCUUGUCAGUGUUUACUGGUAGGUAGUAAAUUAUUUUCAUGCUGAAUUUGCGACAAAAGUGGUAAAAAUCACUUGACAAAAUCGCCGAAAUGUUUGUAAAUUGUAAACAAAAAAGUCCCUACCAAGUGGCGUUUUUAAUUUACAGAAGUUAUUUUCUUCAUUUUUAUCCAACUGAUUUGGUAAUACUAAAACAACUAUCCCCCUCAGAGUAUUCACCUCCCCCUCGUGGGAUAGUUGUAUAACAUAGCAGUUUAUGAGGGCGGACGUGUUUCUCUGAUAUUCGACUGGAUUUCGACCAAGUGAAUGUGUUUUCCCUUUUUUGCCGUUCAAUCGUUUUGUACCGUUUUUUUUACUUCUUCGUUCAUGUACGUGUUUUUCUUUCCUUUUCUUUCUUUGUUUGUCUUUUACAUUGUUUUAUACUUGUGUCUCCAUGAAACAACCUCUUUUUAAAAUAUUCAUAAUUUAUCUAUAAUGCCUCCUAGCUAAAUUAGCUUUUUAGCUAUUUUCAAGGUGUCUUGUCCCUUACAUAAUUGGUAUUGCCUUUUUUAUGUCUUUUUUUCUGUGUGUGGUUAAAUAAAAUUCUUGUCUUGUCUGGCUGAAUCGCGUAAAGCUUUUGAAGUCGCCGUCUGCUGGUAGCCGCAGCCCCAUGGAACUUCUGGAUUUGUCAAUCUUGUUUUCUCUCUUUAAACGGGUUUGAUAAACCGUCAAACGGGUUUGAUAAGUAAUGGUAACAGGACUGAGUGGAGUCCAAUUCGGUCUGUAAUCAUACGAGUGAUUAACAAAAUCGGACGACCGCGUAGCGGGAGUCCGAUUUGUUUAAUCACGAGUAUGAUUACAGACCGAAUUGGACGACACGAAGUUCUGUUACCAAUUAAUCAUAACUUUAACAAAAUCUGUGAUAUAAUAGGCUAUUUUUUAAAUCAAAACACAAGAAAUUCGAAACUUUGUUUUUCUAGCAGUGAAAAAAAAAGCCAUUUAAGGUCUUUAAGCGCGCGCGUGAUGGCGCGUACUGUCCAAUUACUUAGGCAUGACGCGUACUGUCCUAUUAAAUUGUCCAAUUAAGGCUGAAAUCAGGGCAGUUGAGAGCCAAUCAGAUUUGACAAUUUUGUUAUAGUUAUGAUUAACCGUCAAACUGGUUUGAUAAAACCGAGAUGGUCAUAACUGAGGCCGCUGCUUCACGCACACGGCUAUUACAAUUAAGCCUGAAUUCGAAACUAUAUCCAAGCAACGUGCAAUAGGGCAUGCUCACAGAAAAGGUCUGAUUCGAUUCAUGCAGAGUCUUUCUCAAGCGGAAGAAAGGCUCAGUUGGUAACCUGAACUUUCAUGGGCAAUGAAUGAAUGGCGUUCGGUAUUGAAUUAAAACUUUGUCCCAAAAGCGAAAAUUCAACUGAUGAACAUGAAAAAAUGAAAACUACGAGUGCCCAAUUCCUUGUCAUUAUGCCGUGUUUUUUUUCUUUCGGUUACUGAAUCGUGGCUAAUCUGGGAUCAGCCGUUUCGUCUUACCUUUAAUUUUCACGUUCUAAUUAUCGCUAUUCAGAAGUAUCAGCUGAAGUAUAGGAGUAUAUUUACAAAUUAAAUAUUCCAGAGUUUUAUUUAAUUGAAAACAAAACACGAUGAAGUAAGUCUAGUAAUUUUGCCAUGAAGCACGGAGUUAAGAAAAUGAUUAUUAAUAAUGUUUUUCUUGUUUAAACAUGUAAUACAUUAGAAGUUUGUACUUGUUUUCAGAUACUGGCAGAAUGCACAAUAUGACAGUUUCUUUCAAGAAAGGAAACCUGCUCAGUCGACGUGUCAAGUGUUAUAUAAGUAAAGAGAAGUUACAAGAACUUGAGGACAAAAUUCAAGAUGUCAAUCGAACAUUAGACGUCUUAAAGAAUGAAAUCGUAGUGGACAGAAGAUUCACACACAAGAACCAAAAUUGCAACGUGUGCCUCUAAAUUUUGCAAGAUGACGUUUUUUUUUCUUUGCUACAUAAGACCAUACCUUCAGGGGUGUGCUUUCUUGUGCAAAUUAGAAGUAAGCCUCGCUGGGAUGACCAAAUUUAAAUAUAACUGAAAGGAAAAACUAAAUGGGUUCUGGUCGUAGUAUCGUGCAAAUGGCCUAUUUUGAUGGAUAUUUGCCUCAAGAUCAUGGAAGUGCAAGGUGUGCAGGUCGGGGAAGCAUGCUCUUUUGUGGACAGGACUGUCUCAAUCUUCAUCGAGUUUAGCACACCUUUCUCUAAGACUAGAGAUAAUCCAAGGAAACGUAUACAUUUCCCUGAGUGUAAAACAGUUCAGUGUCAUAGAUAACGUAUUUUCUCAAUUAAACCCCGUCGGCAUUUGUUUUAAACUUGCCCUGCCAAACCCGAAAUUUGUUGGAAUCAGCAGUUUAUGUCGGCUCGUUAGUGUUGCAAGAAAUGGUUUUUCUUCUCCCGUUUUCUUAGCAGUCGUGUAUUUUGCCUUUCAACUUUAAGUUUAUUAUGCGUAAAUGUCCGAGGGACUUAUUUUCAGCUUCCUGGUUUAGACACAACGUUUCCUCGGGGCACAGCGUUUAGUCGCGAAAAUUAGGUUACGCUGUCUUGUCUGUAGGCGCCACGUUUAGUGAAUGGUCGCGCUUUCGUAUCUAAAUUCGACGAGUUGAAAUUUGUCCUUGUUUGUGCCCCUAAGCUACCCCAGCCAUAGUUCUGAUUAACCUUUCAAGCCCUGAGAAAUCAGCAUCAAAUUUCCCUUGUAAUGAACGGGUUUAAAUCAGUUCAUUAAUAAAAGCCGGCAUUUCAGAGCAUUCCGUGUGCAAAGAGAUUGAAGGAAACUGAAUGUUAGCAUUGUUUGGGAAACCUGAUAAAUCAUUAAACCAUGCAAGGCUUUUGAAUAACGAAGCAAUUUUACGAUGAAAAAAACGAUAAAACUGUUCAGUAAUUGGCGCCAAUUUUAAAUGAAAAUUGUUUGAAAAGAGCAACUUUUCAUGUAUUUCCAGAAUAAUAAUAAUAAUAAUAAUUUAAUAACUCAUAUAGCUCUAUUUACAUAUGCUGAUCAAUAGUACUUUACAAAAUAAAAAAUGUAUUUAAAAACACCAUUAAAUAGAUAAUAAAUGCAGCUCUAAAAAAACGUCUUGAGGCUUGUUUUAAGCACAAAGUGUUCCAUAGAGCCGGUGCGGCAAAAGUAAAAGGCUUGUUACCAGUGUUGGGCGCAUUAACUCUCGUGGAGCUUCUAAUCAUAGGUUAUUGUUCAAGUGUAAUGUGUAUGAGCUCUUGUGCUUAACCUAGUGAAUCAAAUAUCACCAUAGGAUAGGAUGGCGCCAUUUGAAAGUAAGAAUUAGAAUCUAAAACUCGAGCUUGGGCUGCAAGGCGGGCCCAUCAGUUACAAAUUCUGUUCCGUUCGGUCGCCUGCGCCGAUAUCCGGUACUGUUAAUUGUUUAUGCACCCAGUCAGUAACUCAGAAGGCGUUGCGUGUUUCAAAACAAAGCAUUUUUUCCCAUUUCAGCGCAGUAUAUGCUGAUCGCGAUUGCCUUUUCAUUUCUAUAUUUCCUUCUGUUUAAUGCAGCACACGCCUUUACAGAAGUCGAAAUUUCGGAUAAAGGUAAAGAAGACUCGGACGAUAAUUUACCCUUCGAGAAUUUCACACACAAGUUCAACAGCCUGCGAAGCUGGCGAUUUCAGUUUGGCGAGAGGGCAAACUGAGCAGUGAAGAGAAAAAGCAAAGCGUUUAUUAAGGAGUAAGGAAAGUCACUCACUAGUGUAGACUUUGGUGACUUUGCUUUCUAAAGCUUAAGCUUACAGUUGUUCUCAAAUGGUCCAGAGUUUUCGCUUUUGUUAAAUUCUGUAUCUUGCUAAGAGCUAAGCUUUUAAUAGCAUUAAAUUUGUGCAUGACCUUGUUAUGCUAAUCUCGCAAGUUCUGGGUAUUCUUCCCUUCAGUAAACAUGACUGAUUAGACGGUUUCGUUAAAACUUUGAAAGUUAACAGCUCGCUUUAAGUUUAUCACCUGUAUACAUAGUUUUUGAUCAGUGAAGGUAUAAACUAAAGCCAUCGAAGGUAGGAACUUAAAAAAAAUCCUAUAUAGAUCGAUUUAACUCGAAAACUCGUAUAACAUAAGCUUGACUUAAACAUGUACAAGACACUGUACUUCACUGAAGGUGUUUUCAAUAAGUACACUGUAAAUGUGACGGAGAAGCACAGUAUUAUAUGAACCUUCCCUCUCCACGCGAUUUUUGCACAUUUUCCCCAAACAGAGAGCCUGUUCACAGGCUAAUGAAUGAAACAUAGGGUUUCAAUUAAUGCAUACAGUAAAACCAUGCGUAUAAGAACCUGGAUUUUUUAAUUUAGCCUUAACAGGUUCUUUUAUAAAUUUAGACUACCAAGGUUCUUAAAAUAGGUUCUUAUAUUAUCAUAUGAAUUUCAUUUAAGUAUUAUAAAUAUCAUCUCAUAAUACAAUACUGUACAGUGCAGGUAUGUCCUUAACAAAACAUAACAAACAAACUCAUAGUCAGUUCUCUGAAUGCCAUUUCAAAGUUGAUACACUUUUACAGCAACUCCACUGAUAAGAACCUAACUUACAAUUUUAGCCUUAAUAGGUUGUUAUGUGGAGGAGGCUUAAAAUGAAAAUUUUAGCUUAACAGGUUCUUAAAACCCAGGUUCUUAUACACAGGGUUUUACUAUAGUUAAUUAAAGUGGAAUGGUUAUUUGGGAAACCCUUGGUCAAAUGUUUUUGUUAGCUUUUUUGGACCUGACCGUGCACAACGUUCAAUAGCAUUCCUAUCAUGUUGAAGUUAUUGACCAAUAGAAACAUUGCAUUAAUUUAUUCAGUCAUAAUUUGUGAACAAAAACAAAGGAUUGUGCACGGUCAGGGCCGCUUCCAACAUAAACUGCAGCACCUUUGUUUUCAAUUUUUAUGUUUGUCGGCUUUCCUAACCAGUCUCCUCCACUAACUAUGGUUACUGUAAAGGUUAAUCAUUGUGCAUCGAGAUAAAUCGCUUGAACACAGAACAAUUUAAGUUAGUGUAAUCAGCACCAUAACCCAGAUUUAAUUAAACAAGGUCACGAGCUAUUGAAUUUCAAGGUGCGCCAAACUUUAUCGGGAUAUAAAUAGUAGUUAUGUCAAAAAUAGCUUUCCUAGAAUCUCACGGUGGAUGAUCGAGCGUCUUUAAAAUAGGGUACUAGAUUUUUCGAGAAUAAAUCACGUCUUUCCAAGAAUACUUGAGAAAUACAAAAACUUUGAAGAAAGCAGAAACUGGACAGAUACUCUUUGCUACCAUAUGUGACAGUUAAGCUUAACCUGAGGCCUGCGAAAACCGCGCAGCGAGAAGUGAGGGCUAUUUUCACUAGCUUUCUUGGGGCUAUGCUGUUUUGCGUGCAGCAAAAGCCUUGAAAUUCAAAAGUGUUCUAUAGCAACCGAAAAACCCUAUCGAACUGUGAAAUAUAAGGCUCCCUCAAGAGGAAUUGACAAUUUUUUUAUGCAGAAUUUUGUUUUUAUACGUUAAAUGCAAAUUAAACCGUAAACAAUCAAUUGGUAUACAAUAGAGCAUGGGGUUGAAACAAAGGCGGCCUUUCCCUGUUUCCUAGAAUAAUCUUGACUUUCCAAGAAUAGAACUAUUCGGCUAACUCAAUGUUGUGCUGCGGAACCCCGUUAAUGCGACCACCGUUGGGCCAUAAAAUCCUGGUCGUAACAACUAGGUGGUCGCAUUAACGGGGUCUUCAAAAUAAUAAAAUGACUCAAUGGUUUCUACGUUUGGUUUGAAAGAAUAUGGCCGUAAUGACGAGGUGGUCUUGUAAACGGGGUGGUCGUAAGGCGGGGUUCCACUGUACCCAAUUCAAACCCUUUGGGAAUAAAACGUUUUGUUUCAGGAAUUUCCAUAUCAUUUAAAUGUGAAUGCCACAUUAUAAUGCAAAUACAAUACACAAAGAAUCUUAUCCCCGGAAGAUUUGAAUUGGGUACAACAUUGAGUUAGCCGAAUAGGUCUAUCGAGUGGCAGGGAAAACACAAUCACGCUUGAGCGAUUUAACCAAUUGCUAUCAAUAUACGGACAACUUCAGCCAAUCAUCGAACAUGUGACUCCCAUAAGAAGGCCGGAGUCUAUGCGUUUUCUACUGUUCUUUUCAUAGUUCCUUGUCAGUCGCGAAGUAAAUUUUUGUAUUCUUUACAAGAAGGAAUAAGCAUGACUUCAUCAGCGUCGUCCAAAAACGUGGAAGAAGAUGUUUUGGAAGAAGAAAGUGAUGGAGCUCUCGAAGAAGUGAACAGCCACAUCAAAUCAGUUUUUGAAAUUCUCAAAAGCGAGACAAUCAAAGUUCGCAAGGAAAUGAAGGCUUUCGAUACAAUGGCAAAAAAGCUUAAGCACGUUCAUUUUUCUAAAACGUUGAAACUUAAUGUUGGCGGCCAGUUAUUCUCUACCAGUUUGGAAACUAUGAGGAAAGAUCCAGGUAAAUCAGCUCCAUGCAUGUCUUGCAUGCGUGCACCAUUUUCGAAGUCAAUAACUUUUUUGAAUAACCCCUUCGAAAUGUGGUUAAUUUUUAGGAAUAUACAUUUUCGAAGAGGCUGCUGGAAUGUGUCUUUUUUAUGUGUGUUUCCUCUGCGAAAAGCGCAGGCGGUGUGUUUUCUCAGUUCGCCUAAUAAAGAACCGAAACUAGACAGGAUAUAAUAGUUACCGCAAAAUUUUGAUUUUCUUUGUUAGGUUCGAUGUUGCACGCCAUGUUUUCAGGCCGAUUUGAUUCAAAGCCUGCUGAAGAUGGUUCGUACUUCAUUGAUCGCGAUGGAACUCACUUCCGGUAUAUUCUGAACUACCUUCGAACAGGGCAGCUUGUUGUUCCAGAAGACAAGAUAGUUCGCAGGGAGUUGUUAACUGAAGCUGAGUUCUAUCAAGUCCAAGGAAUUAUCGAUGAACUUAAGGCCUAUCCCUUUCAAGAUUCGAGCAUUUUGUCCACGGAACAGCGUCAAACCCUGACUAAAUGGUUGAAAAAAAAGCUGACAAGUGCCAGUUGCACUUAUACGCUGAUAUAUCGCGGUUCACGUGAUGGUUGGGGAGCCUCUAACUUUCAUUCUCGCUGUGAUCGCAAAGGACCAACGGUGACUGUUGUCAGAAGUUCGAAUGGUUACAUAUUCGGAGGCUACACAGAACAACAUUGGGAAGGUAAGUUUCCUUAAACUUUCGUGAAGUAAUAUGGGAAAUCAUUGCUUUGGAUGAAUUGGCUUCAAGGCUUCUAAAAAUCAUAUAAUGUCUACCUCAACCCUGCUCAGACCAGAUUUUUGUUUUGUUUUGUUUUUCUCUUUUUUGCUUCCCUUGACCGAGGUUGGGUUAUGAUAUGGUUUAAAAUAAGUAAUUUGACGUCAUUUUGAAGUUAUCGGUAUAAUAUUGAAUUUACUGACUGUACCCAAUUCAUCAUUUUCCCCGAACUCCCCACUCCCACUCCCUCCCUUCAUAAGCAUUUGUAAAGCGAGUAACGGGUCCGAUACAAUCGGUUGGCCAUCAGAUUGAUAAUCUUGAACAGUAACGUCAUGACUACAUUACUUUUAAUGCUAGUUUCAAUGCUUUUAUUAAUUCGCUCAGUCAACCAAAAUGUGACUCUGUGUUGAAGAAGCAUCUCUAAAGCCGGGGGGAGUACUCCUGGGAAUUCUUGGUGGGCGUGUGCCACCCAGUUCUCCAAGUCCUGACCCUAUUUCAGACCAAACAAUGUCAUUUUCAACACCCGUUUUCAGACCAGACCGCUUAACUCCACACCCGUUUUCAGACCUGGCCUUUUAGGCAGAAAUUAUGUCAUCAUUACUUAGAUUAGAGCGCAAACAAAAAAAUUCUUCAAAUGCCUCUCGAAUUCGCAUAUUUCUAUUUCGUCAGUUAUUCAUUUGGAAUCGAAAGGAUAACAAGGUUCGUAAACUCCAGUAGUUCCCUUGAAAACCAUACCCGAUUCUAGACCAAAAUGGGCAAAGUCUAUACCUGCGAUUUCAGACCAAGAAGGCCCAAGAACCCUACCCUUUGGGCGGCACGUACCGAUAUGGCUUAUAUAAGGGAGUACCCCCCGCGCUCUAAGGCCGCCUAUUGUGACUACACUCUCUCUUCUUUAAAUAGCAACCUCGUCUGGUAUUCACAAGAAAGAUCCAAACUCCUUCCUGUUCAGCCUUGUCAAUCCAAAUGGCUUAAAGCCCACCAAGAUGGCUCUGAUACCAGGGAAAGAGGAAUAUGCCAUUUUCUGUAGUAGUGGCAACCUUCCGAUUUUUGGCAGCAGCAACAGUGGGUACUUUGACCUUUCACUUGGCAGUUCACCCACUUCGUCGGAUAGUUGUUCGUCAUACCUUAACAACUCGUACCGCUGCCCAGAAGGUCAAGGUUAUAAUACUUUUCUUGCUGGUAAUUAUGUUUUUUAUGUAAGCGAAAUCGAAGUUUUCGCCUUUGAAAAGUAG
Porites lobata is the source of this 25109-nucleotide messenger RNA. NCBI's taxonomy places the organism in Eukaryota, Metazoa, Cnidaria, Anthozoa, Scleractinia, Poritidae. The record is from the annotation of a GenBank genome assembly.